GAUCUCCGUCGAACUCAUCCAACUUUCCAAACAAGACCAACGCCAGUAUCGAGACCAUAAGAAGCGUUUCUUAACUCAACAUGACCUCCGAGCAGCAACCGAAAUGGCAAGCCCUCCACGGCGCUUCUGUCCCGAAGAAUAUCGGGAAGGACUCGUUUACGAUCACGGCACCUCCACACACGGAUAUCUGGCGCCGCGGCGACGACGACGAUGUUUUUAAUGCGCCCCUGGUGUUUCAGAGUAUGCGGGCGAGUGAGUUUAAGAAGGUGGAGGUUACUGUUUUCGCUCCGUGGAAAACACAAUACGAUCAAGGUGGGAUCUUCAUCGCCUUUCCGAAUCCUCCUGCAGAUGGAAGUGGUGAAGGUGGUACGAAGAAGCUGCCGAGUGCGAGGGUAAAGGGCAUCAAACAUAUUAAGGCUGGCAUCGAAUUCUUCGAAACCUCCUCCGUUCUCGGCAUCGUCGGCACGGAUCGGUAUUCUGACUGGUCGCUCUCCCCGAUGUCGAAUGAGUACCAUCAAAAAGCCACGUUCCGGGCGGUGCGAGAUGGGACCACGUUGUGGAUCUAUGCCGCGCAAAAGGGCUCGUCGGAGGAAGCGGGUGGAGAGGGUCUGAAGCCGAUGAGGGAGGUCAAGUGGGCGUUUAUGGAGGGGAGAGAGGACGCUGAGGUUUGGGUGGGGGUUUAUGCGGCGAAGCCGACGGCUGAGGCGGGAGAGGAUGAGGAGAAGGGGAUUGAGGUCACAUUUGAGGAUCUGGUUGUUGAGAGGGAGUGAGCUGCUUGUCAAGGCGAAGGUGUCGGAUGGUCAGAGGACUGAGACAUAGCAGGUAGCAGCUACGGAUGUGGGUCAAACUC
Molecule: messenger RNA, 850 nt
Organism: Zymoseptoria tritici IPO323
Lineage: Eukaryota; Fungi; Ascomycota; Dothideomycetes; Mycosphaerellales; Mycosphaerellaceae
Exons: 3
Coding region: 81-770 (229 amino acids)
Source: RefSeq, a predicted model, not a curated record